Molecule: messenger RNA, 1317 nt
Organism: Paramecium tetraurelia
Lineage: Eukaryota; Ciliophora; Oligohymenophorea; Peniculida; Parameciidae
Exons: 4
Source: RefSeq, a predicted model, not a curated record
AUGUCCCAAUAUCCCCAAACUCAGAGACAACAACGAUCAGUAACUAAUGUGAACAAUGUUUCCUUCGCUGGAUCUCAAUUUAGCAAUCAAAAAUAAAGUGAAGCUUCACUUUCUCCAAUGAAGAAUCAAGAAUUUGUUAAACCCAAAACACAAAGAGUCUAUAAAACAUAAACUAUGAAUUCCAUGCCUACAAUGUAAGGAAUUCCUACGAUGACAGGAAUCCCAAAUGCAUUUACAGUAUAAUAAAAUUGUGUGGCAGCUCAACCCUUAUGCAUGAACAUCAUAGUAGUUUCUAAAGAAGAAAUUGAAAUGCCUUGGAGACUUGAAUGCGAGUAUUUACAAUCACUAAUUACUGAACUUCAAAAUAAAUAACAAGGCAAAUCUGUUUAAAUUGUAGAGAAAACAAUAACGGACAACUCAAGAGUCGAAUUGUUAGAGUCAUAACUCAAAGAAUUAAGAAGACAAAAUGAAUCUUUAUAGUAUGAAUUGCAUACAUCAAAAAUUAAUUAUGAAAAAGAAUUACAAAGAAUAAAUAGCACAUUUGAACUUAGGAGUGCCUAAGUUGAAGAUAUUUCAUAAAAAGAAAGCGAAUUUUAUCUUAUUAGAAUCAAAUUAGAAGACCAAAUAUCCCAAUUGGAAAGUAAAAUAAAAUAAUCAGAAUUUCAAUUGAGAAGAUCAUCAGAUGAAAAUGUUAGAUUACAAUAAAUAAUUAAUUCUCGAGAAUCUGAAAUCAAUUCUCUUAGAAUCCAAAUUACUUCCAUUUAAUCUAACACUAACAAUAGCGAACUUGCUAGAAUCAGAGAAUUGGAAACACAAAUAAGAUACUUAAACUAAGAAAUUGAUAAUGUUAAUUCAAAACUUAUUAAUUCCAAUAAUGAAAAUUAACAAUUAAGAAUUCAAAUCUAAAGUUUUGAUUAUAAAUCAGAUUAAUAAAAUAACGAACUUAUACUUAAAUUACGAGAAUAUGAAAGCAGAACUACUAUGCUUACAUCUGAAAUAGAGCGUCUUAUUUAUUCACUCAAAUAAAAAGAAAUUGAAUUAGAGGAGUGGAAGUCUAGAUAUUAGUAAUUGGAAAUGUCUGGAUCUUCUGUUUUCUAAGAAAAAGUAGAAUAUCUAUCCUAAGAAGUAGAAGUUUGGAAAUCUAAAUUCAUCAGAGCAAAUCAUGAAUUCAAUAGAUGCUAAGAAGAAAUCACUAUGUUAUAGGCUGAAUUAGAAUCAUUCAAAAAACAAAGAAAAUAAGAAUUAACAAUUACUUCGAGAGUAGUUACUAAAUAAGCAACGACUUAAAAUAGUGGUUAUAAAUAAUACUAACAGUGA